Phascolarctos cinereus (koala) is the source of this 1545-nucleotide messenger RNA. It is a transcript of the gene ZNF524, whose product is annotated as zinc finger protein 524. The record is from RefSeq and is a predicted model, not a curated record. Gene Ontology annotation, cellular component: nucleus. Lineage: Eukaryota; Metazoa; Chordata; Mammalia; Diprotodontia; Phascolarctidae. Gene Ontology annotation, biological process: regulation of gene expression.
CUCCCGCCCUCCCCGCCGCCCCCCGCGCGCGCCCCUAAGCGACAUGCAAAUGAGGUUCUGUUUAAAAUCCAGUUUGGUCGGUGAGUCCUGUGCGUCCACAUCAGUCUCUUCAGGCAACCCUUUUCUUUCUCCGUUGGUUCUCCUACCUUUUGAAAAAGGAAAUGAUCAUUGAGCCUAGGUCCUGUGGACGGGCCCCGAAUCCCCAGCACCCGAUGGACCCUUCCAGCCCGGAGCGGGCAACCGAGGAGGCGGAGCCCUCCGGCCCUCCUCCAGAUACCCCUGGCGUGCGCCUCCGUCGCCGCCGCCCCCCCGCGGGGCGGGCGGACUCUUCCGCCGACUCCUCCUCCAGCCAGACGUUCUCCCCUUCCACCCGCAAACGGGGCGGUAGGCCCCGAGGCUCUACACCCGGGGAGCCCCCUGAGGCCCCCGGGCCGCCUGACGCGGUGGAGGCUGAGGACGGAGGUGGCGUCCUGUUGAUCGACGCCCAGGGCGUCCCGUACACCGUGCCCCAGGCAGAUGAGGAGGGCGGGGGGUCCCGGGCGCGGAGGGCCCCGCAUUUCUGCCCCGUCUGCCUUCGUGCCUUUCCAUACUUCUCAGACCUGGAACGGCACCGCAUCUCACACUCGGAACUCAAGCCACACACCUGCCCGGCCUGCGGCAAGGCCUUCAAACGGGCCAGCCACCUGCGGAGGCACCGAAACAUCCACGCCGGCCUGCGGCCCUUCCACUGCGCCCUCUGCCCGCGGCGUUUCCGUGAAGCCGGGGAGCUGGCCCACCACGGCCGUGUGCACUCAGGCGAGCGUCCCUAUCAGUGCCCCAUCUGUAGGCUUCGCUUCACUGAGGGCAACACCCUACGACGACAUGCCCGUCGCAAGCAUCCGCAGCCCCCAGAUUCUCCCAGCUCCCUCGCCGGCCCCGGCAUGGACCCGCCGUGGCUGGAGGCCAUGGUCCCAGAGCUGUCCCCUAGCCCUGACCCUGCCCAGGCGGGUGCUGAGGAAGACCUCCAGAAGUCCCCCAGCCUGGACCUUGCUCCUGGAGGCCUGAAGGAGGAGGACGCUGCCCAGGCGGCCUCAGAAGGUCUGGAGGAAAAGCCAGAAUGAUGGUCCUGGCUCAGGCCUUCCCCGCGUGGACCCUGCAGAAAACCCUCCACGGGUUCCCUGCCUGGUACAGGCCAGCGUGAACCUGUCCCGGGCUGGGCCUGCGGAAGACCAAGAGUGAUGCUCCAGGGGGGCCCGCAGGAGACCAGGAACAAACCAGCGGCCCCCAAGAAGACCCAGAGCAAUUCCCUGGGCUGGGCAGAGUCCAGUGAAGGCUGGAGGUGAUUCCCCAGAUGGGAGUAGCCCCUGAGGAUCCCAAAGAGGCCAAGGGUCCCCGGAUCUGAAGUGGUUCUAGCUGAGCCAGGGCUUGGAAUGAUGGGAGCCCAGGUGUCUGGGCAGGGAGGGGGGGUGGGAGGUCUGGCUCUCAGAGGAGAAGUGAGACUCCUUUCUCAGAACUGGAUCGGGGGUGGAUAUGGGGCCAAGGAAAUAAAUGUGUCUGUCUGCCGGC